ACGGCUCCGAGAGAGGAAAUCUUAUUUUUGAGAAUCUACUUUGGAUUUUAAAAAAGCAUUUAUUUUGGUAGAGCAACAAACCGGGUUAUUGGAUCGCGAAAAUGUCAACAACAUUUCCAGGACUGGUGCACGAUGCGGAGAUACGUCACGAUGGAUCAAACAGCUAUCGUUUGAUGCAACUCGGAUGCCUGGAAUCUGUGGCCAACUCGUCUGUCGCUUACUCCUCAUCGUCUCCACUAACAUACCCCGCUACAGGAACCGAGUUCGCGUCCCCUUAUUUUUCAACAAAUCAUCAAUAUACGCCACUCCACCACCAGUCUUUCCACUAUGAGUUCCAGCACAGUCACCCGGCGGUUAAUCCCGAUGCCUACUCGUUGAAUUCUCUGCACCACUCCCAACAGUACUACCAGCAAAUCCACCACGGGGAACCUGCCGAUUUUAUAAACCUCCACAACGCACGGGCGCUUAAGUCGUCGUGCCUUGACGAACAGAGAAGAGAGUUAGGCUGCCUUGACGCGUACCGCCGGCAUGAUCUUUCGCUUAUGAGCCACGGUUCUCAGUAUGGCAUGCACCCUGACCAGAGACUUUUGCCAGGAUCGGGUUUAGGUCUGCCGCCACCGGGAGCCGACGAUUUACAGGGAUCAGUGGAAGCCCAAUGCGGACUGGUAUUAAACGGCCAAGGUGGAGUGAUUCGAAGAGGAGGCACGUGUGUAGUAAAUCCGACAGAUUUGUUCUGUUCGGUACCUGGCAGACUGUCGCUGCUGAGUUCGACCUCCAAAUACAAAGUGACAAUUGCAGAAGUCAAAAGACGGCUCUCUCCACCCGAAUGCCUCAACGCGUCCCUUCUGGGCGGCAUAUUAAGAAGAGCAAAAUCAAAAAAUGGUGGCCGGUGCUUACGAGAGAAGCUUGACAGGCUGGGGUUGAAUUUACCGGCAGGAAGAAGGAAAGCAGCGAAUGUGACCCUGCUAACCUCCCUAGUUGAAGGUGAGGCUCUUCAUCUGGCGCGGGAUUUUGGUUACACGUGCGAAACCGAGUUUCCCACAAAAGCGGUGGGGGAGCACCUGGCCCGACAGCACACAGAGCCCAAGGAGCAGACGGCCCGCAAGAAGAUGGUGUUAGCAACAAAGCAAAUUUGCAAAGAAUUUCAAGACCUGUUGAGCCAGGAUAGAUCUCCACUUGGGUCCUCAAGGCCGACACCGAUACUUGACCUAGAUAUACAGAGACAUCUAACCCACUUCAGCCUAAUAACUCAUGGAUUUGGCACACCAGCCAUCUGUGCAGCACUCAGCACCUUCCAGACUGUUCUGAGCGAAAUGCUAAACUACCUGGAGAAACACUCGACAAGCAAAAAUACAGGAACGCCGGACUCCAGUCAGAUUAACUCCAAUGCGGAAAAGACGCCCCUGCGGAAAACAGUGGAAUCUCAGUCUAAAGACGGGAAACUUGAAAAGACGGAAUAACUAACCCUUUUUCGGAAACAGAGGGGGGAUACUUCUGCUGCUGAAGAUGUACAGCUCUGGAAACAUGGACCAAACUCUUUGGGGCAGGUCGGUUUUAGCAGGAAAGGGGGCGAGAAGACAAAAACCCGAGGCCAUCCUAACCGCAAGGGGGGCUCUUAUCAAAAGGUGUUUUUCAUUAGAUAUGUGACACACUUCGAUUCCAUACGGAUACAAUAAUAACCACUUAUAUAGCACAACACUGUGUGGUUUACCCAAGACCAGUGCAGCAAUUGCACAGGGGCUUCAAAAAAACAAGUGAACAGUGUUAUCCCAAAUAUUUGCAAUUUAUUCUUGAAAGAGAAUAUCAAAAAUUAAAAUUGAACUUGUGCUACAAAAUUUACUUUUCUUUUCACGUUUGAAGUCCCUUCCACUUUGAGGCCCCAGUGAUUUAGAAUUCCUUCGUCGGACUUUUGUCUCGAUUUCCUUUAUACCUUAAAAUAAAUCAAGUUACCCAAGUAAUGCACAGAUGUAACCACAGUGUCAGGCUGUUCAUUAGCACCAGCUUUGUAGCCAGCAUGUGUAUUACAGCUUGGUUCAGAACAAGACAUCGUAAUCUGUGCGGCAUGCAGCUGGUUAAGCAACACAAGAAUGUAGCGGGUGAAAUGAGUUUUAAUAAAUUAAAGUUGUCACUAAAUUUUUGAUUGAAGAAAAAUUUUCUCUGGUGGAGGAUGCCCCGAGACCUCCCCCAUCCCCCUAGUUUACUUAUGGUACAUGGUAGGGGGGCUAUCCAGAUUCUUUGCCCUGGGACCCCAGAACUCUAAAACCGGCUCCAUUAUGGGGAUAUUUCACAGAAAAAGAAUAGUAGUAGAUCAAGAUUAAAAUCAUUAAUCUGGCCAACAACCUUGUACAAAUAUACACUUUAUCUCUGGGUUCAAUUGCAGCAUUCACUUUGACUCUCUUCAACCACUUUUAUUUGUUCAUUACA
Molecule: messenger RNA, 2424 nt
Organism: Megalops cyprinoides (Indo-Pacific tarpon)
Lineage: Eukaryota; Metazoa; Chordata; Actinopteri; Elopiformes; Megalopidae
Gene: tfap2d
Product: transcription factor AP-2 delta (activating enhancer binding protein 2 delta)
Exons: 8
Coding region: 102-1460 (452 amino acids)
Biological process (GO): anatomical structure development; regulation of transcription by RNA polymerase II; regulation of cell population proliferation
Cellular component (GO): nucleus
Molecular function (GO): DNA-binding transcription factor activity, RNA polymerase II-specific; RNA polymerase II transcription regulatory region sequence-specific DNA binding
Source: RefSeq, a predicted model, not a curated record